Heterocephalus glaber (naked mole-rat) is the source of this 2798-nucleotide messenger RNA. RefSeq names its product microcephalin 1 (gene Mcph1). The record is from RefSeq and is a predicted model, not a curated record. Gene Ontology annotation, biological process: cerebral cortex development; mitotic cell cycle. NCBI's taxonomy places the organism in Eukaryota, Metazoa, Chordata, Mammalia, Rodentia, Bathyergidae.
GUCUCGCGCAUGCUCAGUGCCGCCUGCUGGCCUCUCGCCCGCGCCGUCGCGCGCCAUGGCGGCCCCCGCGCCCGCGGUACUGAAAGAUGUAGUGGCCUAUGUUGAAGUGUGGUCUUCCAAUGGGACAGAAAAUUAUUCAAAGACAUUUACAAACCAGCUUGUGGAAAUGGGGGCAAAGGUUUCAAAAACUUUUAACAAACAAGUUACUCACGUUGUCUUCAAAGAUGGCUACCAGAGCACGUGGGACAAGGCCCGGAAGAGGGGGACAAAGCUUGUUUCAGUGCUCUGGGUUGAAAAGUGCAGGACAGCUGGUGUGCAUGCUGACGAGGCCUUAUUCCCCGCAACUAACCCCAGUGAGCACACAGUGAGCCUGAUGAGGAAAAGGCGUAAGUGCAUGCAACCCAAAGAUUUUAUUCCUAAAACACCAGAAAAUGAUAAAAGACUUCAAAGGAAAUUUGAGAAAAUGACUGAAGAGCUUCAGAGACAAAAGACAACCCUAGAUGACAGCAUGCCUGUUUUCUUAUUUGAAUCUCAUGGCUCAUUGACGUCUAGUUCCUCAGUUAAAAUUAGUCACCACCAGGCAAUGGAGCAGAGGUUACAGGAGAUGAAGGAGAAGAGGGAACAGCUUUCCCCUACCUCUUCCCAGAGGACUGAGCAGGCUCACAGAAGCCCCAGCGACUCUCUGUGUGAGGCGUCUUUGGACAUUUCCCGGGAUACUGUGUGUGCAGAUGAAUCCUUUGCUGGUGGUUUGUACUCAUCUUUGGGUGAUCUCUGUGGAAGAUCAGGAUGUGGAAAUCAGGACAGGAAAUUGGGAGAUUCUGUUAAGGAAAUUAAAAGUGACACGUGCAGCUCCUCCCCUGUACUGAAAACCAGUAAUAUUCAUCCACUGGCAUCAUCCAGCUGCCUCAGCGAGUUAAGUCCCCAGAAAUGCGCGAGCGAUCUUCCAAAGGCAGAGGUCGGUCGGCUGAGAGACCUAGGUGGUGAAACUGUCACGCCAGACAGAAGACAGGCCCAAGGGGUAUCUGACCUGCAUGAGGUGAAAAGCAGUCCUCCUGCAACAUCUGCAGCCAGAGGGCAUCUCUGGCUGCAUUCAGUGCCCGGGAGCUCCUCAGCAAAGGGAAAAAGGACAUCCGUGGACCUGUGUUCACCUCCAAGGUCAACACUGAAGAGGAGGAGGAGCGGCCAGAGGCCUGUGGGCCCCUGGGAGCAGCAGCUUAGAUCUAGCAGAAGCCUGCGGUUCCCCACCUCAGCCGUCAUGGGCACUCCUGACUGUGGGGUGUCCUCUUAUGAGGAUUACUUCUCCCCCGAGAACCUCCAGGAGAGGACCUCAGCGGGCCACCCUCCUGUGUCUCGGCCAUCGCCAGGCCCUGCUCACUUCAGCUGCAGAAGUCUUUCCAAGAGGGAGAGAGCGAGCAUCCUAGAAAUGUCUGACCUCUCCUGCAUUGGGGAAAAAUCCACACUGGUCAGUAUCACCGAUUUGACAGCAAAAACUACCUCCAGCCUCCAGAGCCCUGCGUGCCUGGCUGCGGAGGACACACCUGCUGCUGAGGAAAGCCCAGGAUGCCGCGGUCGGGCUGGGAGUCCCCAGGGAGACGAUGCAGGCCCCACAGGAAGUCACCAUCCCCACAACACCCACGACCCUGCCGGUCCAGGGCAGGAGAGCAGCUGCUCCCCCGUGCAGGGCAGGAGAGCAGAGAGAGAACUAGUUGGCGGGAGAGGCACCCAGAAAGAGGGCCCUGAAGCUGCAGUGCCCAACUCCCCUGGGAGGCACACACAGAAGGAGUUCGAGCUGCACUUUGGAGGUGACCCUCAUGAGGAGCAAUCUGCAGAGGAAGAAAAAGAAAACCUAGCCCUGGGAUACAGUGGAUAUGUUAAAAAUGGACCAGCAAGGCACGACGUUUCAUACAGCUCACAGGAAGGUGUUCAGGACCUCGUCAGACCCCACGAGGAGUCAGAGAAAAGCAGGAAAAGCAAAAAGCUUCAGCCAACAAGAACAUUAGUCAUGACAAGCAUGCCAUCGGAGAAGCAGAGCGUCGUCAUCCAGGUGGUGGACACCCUGAAAGGCUUUUCCUUGGCGCCGGAAGUGUGCGAGACCACGACGCACGUGCUGGCCGGGAAGCCGCUGCGCACGCUGAAUGUGCUGCUGGGGAUCGGGCGCGGCUGCUGGGUGCUGUCUUAUGAGUGGGUGCUCUGGUCUUUGGAGCUGGGUCACUGGAUUUCUGAGGAACCUUUUGAACUCUCUACCUACUUCCCGGCAGCUCCUGUCUGCCGGCUCCAGCGCCUCUCGUCCCCCGGGCAGUACCGUGGAACCCUCUUUGCCGAUCAGCCCACGAUGUUCAUCUCUCCGGCCAGCAGCCCCCCCAGGGCCAAGCUGUGUGAGCUGGUCCUCCUGUGUGGGGGCCACAUCAGCCCAGGACCCCGACAUGCCAGCAUCUUCAUCGGGCCCUACAGCGGAAGGAGGAGGGCCACCGUCCAGCACCUGUCGGAAAAGUGGGUCCUAGAUUCCGUCAUGCAGCACAGGGUCUGUGCCUUUGAAAGCUACCUGCUUCGAGGGAGCGCCGUGGCCAGCACUCCGGGCUCGGAGCCUGGAAAGGAGGCACUGGCCCAGGAUGACUGCGGCCACAGCUCGGCCUGAGCAGCUGCAGCCUCCGAACCCUCUGCGCACAGACUCUGGACGUCAGGCUCUUUCCCCGGGAUGCUGCUGUCUGAACCUCAGUCCUGAUCACAGGCCUUUGUCAUUUGUCAUUACACACUCUAUUCCCAAAUAAAGAGUGGAGAUUUCCGUGUUUUAUCACUGA